This is a messenger RNA of Fukomys damarensis (Damara mole-rat), 2097 nucleotides long. It is a transcript of the gene Il12rb1, whose product is annotated as interleukin 12 receptor subunit beta 1. The record is from RefSeq and is a predicted model, not a curated record. The coding region runs from base 1 to 2097 and encodes 698 amino acids. Gene Ontology annotation, molecular function: protein binding. NCBI's taxonomy places the organism in Eukaryota, Metazoa, Chordata, Mammalia, Rodentia, Bathyergidae. The transcript is spliced from 15 exons.
AUGAGACUUGUGUGCGGACCCCACGCCAGGGCCCCGUCCCCACAGAGCGUGUCCGGACCUCACCGCGUCUCAGUUGCCUUUGCAGGUGCCUGUGGGUCCGGCCUGUGCCGUUACCAGGACCCGCCUUAUCCCGACGCAGACUCAGACUCCGCCACGGGUCCCAGGGACCUGAGCUGCUACCGAGUGUUCGACCACAAGGGUCACUACGCGUGCUCCUGGCGGUACGACGGCCCCCAGGACGCGGUCAGCCACUUCCUGAGGUGCUGGCUCAAAAAACCCAAGCAAGACCUAAAAAAUAAAGAAACAGAAAAGGCCGAAGACAGAGCUCAGUGUGAUGGUCCCGGGUUCAGUAAGGCAAAGCCGGGAUUUAGCUCAGUGGCGCCGCCGUCUGCCUCGCAAGUGGGAGGUCCCGAGUUCGAUCCCGGUACCAAAAACAAAGAAGCAGCAGCAAAGCAAGACGGGGAGAGGAGAAGGCUCAGCAGUGCCACCCCUUCCCGCAGCGUUCACAGGUCCUGCUGCUACUUCUCGGCGGACAAAGCCACCCAGGUGCAGUUCUCGGAACAGGACGGGGUGUCUGUGCACAGUAAUGUCACACUCUGGGUGGAGUCCCGGGCCGCCAACCGGACGGAGAGGUCGCCCGCGGUCACCCUACGGCUGUCGGAACUGGAAUGGGUGCGAUACGACCCCCCGGUGAGAGCAGCCAGGAUGUCCCUGUCCCGCGGGGGGCUAAGGAUGGAGUGGGAGAACCCUGGGGAGGACAGAGCCCAGAUGCAGUUCCGGCGCCGCACACCCAGCAGCUCCUGGGAGUUGGUGAGUUUGUCCUGGAUCGAAGGGGACACCGCCUGUCUUGGGGCACCCCAUCUCUGCAGCUGCCGGCGCCCCACAGGCAGCGCCCCAGGUCUCUGGGACACGCGGCUGCCGCCACAGCCCUUGCUCCCUGACGGCUGUCACGGGGCCGAGCCCGGGGCCCAGGUCACCUACUUCCUGUGGCUGCGCAUGCGGUCCUGCCCCUGCCAGGCCAAGGCCACGCGAACCCUGCGCCUGGAGAAGCGCAAGAUCUUCCUCUCCGGCGGCGCCUACGACGUGGCUGUCCUCUCCCAGACCCGCCUGGGCUGGGGCCCCAAUCGGACGUGGCUCAUCCCUGCUGUCCCCGCAGUGCCCGCUGCCCACAGAGACCUCGGGGCCCUGAAUGCCAGCGUGGGAGCCGGCGGCUCUACAGUGCGCUGGACAGUGAGGGCCCCAGGAGGGACCCACUGCGUGGAGUGGCAGCCGCUGGGCGGGGACGUGGCCCCCAACUGCACAGUGCUGCCACCCCGGGAGCCGGGCCCAGCGGGAUCAGUGACUCACAGCUGGAGUCCAGCCCUGGGGGUGACAAGACAGGACCAAUGUUACCAAGUCACCAUCUUCUCCUCUGUGCGCCCGGAGAAGGCCACGGCGUGGUCGACCGUGUUGUCCACCUACUACUUCUGGGGCAACGCAUCGGUGGCCGGGACCCCGCUGCGCGUGUCGGUGAGGAGCCACGGGGAGGACUCUGCGGCCGUGGCCUGGUCGCCAUCCCUGCUGCAAGGCUGCCCCGGUAUCCUGGCGGCCUAUGCAGUGGGUUGUGUGGAGGACGGCGGCCGUCAGGCAGUGCUGAGAAACAAGUCACCCCUCACAGAGUGGCUCGUGGCGCCCAGCGAGACCCAAGUCACCCUCCAGGGACUGCGACCCGGGGUCACGUACACGGUGCAGGUGCGCGCGGACACGGCGUGGCUAAAGGGCAGCUGGAGCCUGUCCCAGAGCUUCAGCCUCGCCCCUCAGGUGUCCCGUGUGCCCAUCCUGUCCGUGUCCUUGGGUAGCUUUGUGACCAUCCUCCUCCUGGGCGUCCUGGGGUACCUCGGACUGAGCAGGUUUGUGCAGCACCUGUGGCCGCCCCUACCCACACCCUGUGCCAGCACUGCCGUGGCGUUCCCGACCAGCCAAGGGGAGAAGUGCCCUUGGAGCGCCCCGGUGGACUUCGCGGACGAGGCGUCCCCUCCGGAGGCUUCCCGGCAAAAGCCCGGCGGAGCCCGAGACCCGCCCGUCGGAAGCCUCCGAUUCCCCAAGGGAAUCAUCUAG